AUGAAGUCGCUCGAAAAACACAUCGAGGACUACUUCCGGGCUUUGCGUCUAUGCCAGGCGCGUCAAUGGGACGCAGCGAUCACCACCGCCAAGCGCAGCCUAACUGACCCGUCUCUGCCUCGACAAUGGCAGGUCGAAGACUGCGUCAUCGUAUGCUCCGCCACGGAUGACUGGGAAGAAGCUGAGCGGUUUCGUGAAGCAGCUGAAGCGGUCUACAACACAUCCAGAAUUCAGGCGACCCCCUCCCAAAAAGCAGAAGCCACACUCCGCGACAUGCGAAGCAUUCUUGACCAGAUCAAAGCCGGGCAGGACGCAGAGCCACCAGAGGAGACGAAGGUCGAUGUGGAGAAUGACAGCCAUGAUGCAGAAGAAACCGACGAGGAUGACGACGAGCUGGACGAUUCCGAAGAUGACGAGCUGAAUGACUCCGAAGACGAAGCCGUAAACCGCGAACCAGAUCCGCUUAAGGUAAUACGGGGGACAUUGGUGAUGCACAUGCCAGCCAGAUCUCUAGAAUCGUCAAGCGACUCCGAGCCCGACAGCAAUCCGGAUGUCUGUGUCUGUGCCUGA
Molecule: messenger RNA, 570 nt
Organism: Fulvia fulva
Lineage: Eukaryota; Fungi; Ascomycota; Dothideomycetes; Mycosphaerellales; Mycosphaerellaceae
Exons: 3
Coding region: 1-570 (189 amino acids)
Source: RefSeq, a predicted model, not a curated record